Notodromas monacha is the source of this 834-nucleotide messenger RNA. NCBI's taxonomy places the organism in Eukaryota, Metazoa, Arthropoda, Ostracoda, Podocopida, Cyprididae. The record is from the annotation of a GenBank genome assembly.
UUCUCUUUCGCCAGGAAAAAACAAAAAACAAACAGAAAGAAUAUAUAUCAAGCAGGAUACAAGUGCGCAUGAAGAAUGUCAGGCAAAAGUAGAAGCAGCAGCAGAAGAGACUCAUUAGGGAUCGACGAGCUGCUUGAUGACGCCGAAAUUUGUGCGGCUGGUGCAACAACGUCUUCACGUGAAGUGUCCUCGAAAAACGCGUUUGACUUAUCGAACGGGCUGAUCGUUGAUGUUCAUGAAGAGAUAAGAAGUUCGAACAAGCCGAAGAAUAUCAGCAGUAAACGGCAGCAUGAAAGAAGAGACUCGACUGAUUCGGCGAUCAAACUAAUCUUGGAAGACAUUUCUGACUUCAACACCGACCAUUCAAAGUCCGUGACGAACGGAGAAGAUUAUGAUGACCCAGGAGACGUUUUGCAUCGAUGUAUUGACCCAAUCCUGGCUGGGUCAUUGACUUCUCGGGGAACUGCAGCAGCUGGGUUAAAACGAAGGCCUUGCGCCAAUCUCCGCUGCACAUCCUGUGACUUCCAAGUUACCCAGUUCCCGGGCUGGGAAUGGGACGGCACUGUGGAGUACAUCUUCCUGAGGACACACAUGCCCAGCUUGCAGCACCUGCGCUCCAAAAUGAGGCCGAGGAAGGGCUCGACUGCUUACGGUUGCCAAUGCUCCCACUUCUCUGCCACGGACUCUGUGACGGUUUCCGGCGCCGGUGGCGCCCUCAAGUGGACAUGCGCCAGGCAUCCCUGACGAACUGCAAAAAGAUUUGAGACAUGACCUCUCGAAGUUGAUGAUGUGCAAUCAGAACAGCGAAUGACCAGCAAUUGUUAUAUUCUUCGC